CGUUACUUAGUCCUGUAUAAACCCAACAAUCCGCUUUAGAUACAUCCGGCUAACUGAAAGCUACCGAAACACCGUCUACUUCCGCGAGAAUUUGUACUCUCGCGAGGAAGGCAGCGAGAUUUCUUGUAUUUACAGGAAAGAUGGCGGAUCGGCUAACACAACUUCAGGACGCAGUCAAUUCGCUUGCUGAUCAGUUCUGUAAUGCCAUCGGUGUUCUGCAACAAUGCGCCCCACCUGCCUCUUUCAGUAACAUCCAGACGGCUAUCAACAAGGAUCAGCCCGCAAACCCCACCGAAGAAUAUGCUCAGCUGUUUGCCGCCCUUAUAGCCCGAACAGCCAAAGAUGUGGACGUCCUGAUCGACUCUCUGCCCAGUGAGGAGUCCACGGCAGCUCUGCAGGCGGCCAGCCUCCGGCAGUUGGAGGAGGAGAACCACGAAGCGGCGGCACGCCUGGAGGAGGUGGUUUACCGUGGCGACAUGCUGCUGGAGAAGAUCCAGAACGCUCUGGCCGACAUCGCCCAGUCGCAGCUACGUACCCGGAAUGGAGCACUGACCCAGCCGGCGCCGGCCGAGUCCUGAUCCGCCGCUGUUUGUAGACAAUAAGCCGGUUCACUGAGGAUGCUUCAUUCGUCUGGAUUAUAUUUUGACCUGUAUUGUUUUUUUUUGUUUUUUUUACAUAUGUUACGUGUUGAUAGAAAUGUUGAAACUUCCGUCUCUUUUGUAAAUAUGUGACAGACGGGUACAGGGGUGUGUUUCUUUAAUUGAUUUCAUUUAUCUCUGUCUAUAUCUACUGUGUUACUCCUGAUAAUGCAGAUAAAAGUUUGAAAACUUUCUGCAUCA
Cyprinodon variegatus (sheepshead minnow) is the source of this 839-nucleotide messenger RNA. RefSeq names its product mediator complex subunit 21 (gene med21). Lineage: Eukaryota; Metazoa; Chordata; Actinopteri; Cyprinodontiformes; Cyprinodontidae. Bases 141 to 578 code for a protein of 145 amino acids. Gene Ontology annotation, cellular component: mediator complex. The record is from RefSeq and is a predicted model, not a curated record. Gene Ontology annotation, biological process: regulation of transcription by RNA polymerase II. The transcript has 4 exons. Gene Ontology annotation, molecular function: transcription coregulator activity.